Messenger RNA from Leishmania mexicana MHOM/GT/2001/U1103, 2598 nucleotides. RefSeq lists its product as hypothetical. The record is from RefSeq and is a predicted model, not a curated record. The coding region runs from base 1 to 2598 and encodes 865 amino acids. Lineage: Eukaryota; Euglenozoa; Kinetoplastea; Trypanosomatida; Trypanosomatidae. The transcript has a single exon.
AUGGUGUCUACGGGGCCGAAGAAGUCCUCCUCUCCGACGCUCUCGAAGCUGACGCUCAAGUCAACGGCGCCUCAGUCAACCCUCACCUCACUCCAGAAUGUGAGCAGCAACAGCACAAUGGAGGUGACUGACGCGACCAGCGUGUCGUCAGGAGCUAUCACCGCCGCCACUAGUGCAUCGGCCCAGAGCUGCUCACCGUAUUUCGCCUACUACGCAGCAGGUUUGGACGGUGUGGGCGCGUUGCAUGAUGUGGACACCGAUGACCUCGUGGCCGCGCUCGCAUCCUCGGCGCGUGACCGAGGCGACCUCUCGUUUUCUGCGUCAAUGAUGGGCGGGCCCCAUGUGGGGGAGCAACCUCCCGUCCCUGCCGCCCGGACUUUAUCAAAGCGCAAGUAUCCGAAACUGCUCACUCAGCUAGCCCGUGAGAUCCGCUGGAUGCACAAGAACUUGCGUCGUAGGUACAGCCACAAUGCCACGCCUCGUGUCAGGUGCAUUUACAGUGCAUCGCCGAGCCUGAGUAGUCUCUCCUCUGGCUCCACGGGCAUCUGCGAAGAUAGCGAAGACCUGCUCUGCACGACCAGCUUGCGCAGCUCGAUGCGGCGCUCCCCCUCUCUGCAAACCGCGAUGAUGAGCCACGGCGGCAGCAGCCCCACGCACCGUAAACGUGGUGCAGCAAGCAGUACGAAGCCAUGCAGGCGCACGCUGGAGAGCGGUGAGGUGGAGCAGGUGCAGCCUGCCGCAUUACCAGAGGUAACGCCCGACCCAUACGCACCGCCUUCGUGUCAGUACGUGGUGCGGGGCCGCGCAUUUAUGACCCCGGGGGACGACACGUUUGGCAGUGCCCGCAACGACAGCUCCGCUAGCUCUGUGAUGCGCGCGGCGUACGGCGGUAGGGUUGACAGGGCUGCGGCUGUUUGGGGGACCACCUACGUGGCCGAGUCCGCCUUCUCGCUCGGCGGGGACGGCAGAAUGGAGGACCUCUACCGGGGCCACGACGACUCACCAAGCGCGGUUGAUUUUGGCAGGGACGACACCAGCGAUGGGGAAGCAGUGAGCAAUGUCGCAGCCGGCGCGUCAGACCGACGAGGCCUCCAGGUAGACUGCACUCGCUCACCAUCAGGCAUCCACGAGGGUGCACAGGCGGGCGGCGAUGAGGCAGCUUUCGGCGACUCGUACCAGGUAUUUUUCAGCGGCGUCGUCGACCUGCAACGUCGACUGCACAACCUGAAGCAGCAGACGGCCAGCCUGCGCGCAUUCUAUGCGCAGGAGCGGCGGGCACGUCUGCGCUUCAAGGGCAAAGGUCAGCAUCUGAGUUGGACCCGCACCGUCGAGGCUGCCAACACGAUCCACUUCUGGCGCCAGAAAGUGAGCAUUUUGCGUCUCUUCGAGUCGCAGUAUCUGAGUGUGCUGAGGUCCUUCCAGCAAGAACUGCAGCUCGUCGAUCCUACAAUGGAGAAGACACGACAACUCAGGCGCUUGCCGGAGAGCGCCGCUGCGAAGCCUGACACCACGGCAGGUGUCAUGCAAGCCCGCCGCGCAUUUCUUUCCUCGUUGCAGGUGAUUGCAGCGCAGGAGCAGCAUCUGAAGAAGCUUGGUGAGCAGAUGGAGGCGUGCUGGAAGGCGAACGCCGCGCUGCGAGAGGAUCUGCGCCACUUAGAGCAGUGUGAAGCGCGCGUGCCACACAACACCUUCGCCACGGCAGGCAUGGAUGUCGAGCACUUUAUCGCUUCACUACCACCGCGGACAUCGGUCUGCGGCCUCCACAGCGCCAUCUCCUACACCUCUAUGCACUCUCUGGACAGCCUCGGAAGCACAGAAACGCCGAUGCUGCUGACGGCUCAGAACCUCUCCUUCAUGUCAAGUGACGGGGGCGAUGACAACGUCGCCAACGCGGCAAGCAAUGGAAGCUCACACAGCGGCCACAACCCCACGCCCCCCUCUCUGUGCGGCGCCGCCGCACCGGCAGCGCCGCUGGUGUCGUGCACAAAGCGCACGAGUAUCGCCUCCAGUGCCCACGCCUCGCCCGUCAAGCCAAAGCGGCUGAAGUACGUCAUCUGCUCCGUCGCGCUCGGCCAUGAAGAGGGCGGGGGUGACAGCUCCAGCAGCCGCAUCGCGCCGUCCUACAUCGGCUCCUCGACGCCGACCACCAACUCACAAAAGCGCCGACUCAGCGAACGCCAUGUGACGUUCGCGCUGGAGCCGGAGGUGCUUGACGCGCGCCCUCGCUUCAGCGCCCACAGCCGCACCGUGGAGCUGCUAGAACAGAUUUGCCUGGACAAGCAGUCGCCGUGUAAUGCGUUGUUGCUGCUGCAGAGUGCGCUGGCAGAGCGUCUUGAUCAGCUGGUGCAGCUACGCGGGUCGUGGGAUGGCGCCAUAACAGGCGAAGCGCUGACCCUGACGCCAAGCGUCACGCCACAGCCGUGCACGUUCGACACCUUCAGCAGCGGCGGUACCGUGUGCCACUCACGCGAUAAACUCACGGUUCCGUCACCAAAGUCGCUUCGAUCGCCCACCACAUCAACGUUGAUGACGAAAGGGGAAAGUAGUCGAUACAGCAAGGUGAAGCAGAAGGCGUGUACGACGUGCUCCACUAUGUGA